GGUCACUACUAGUUUCUAGCAGGCUCUGUGCUCGCCAGGCGAGGGUGAGACAGCCAAACAGCACGAGGCGCGGCAGCUGUGCGCCAGUCAGAAGGAACGUUGUAGAGAAACCAGUCUCAUCCUUCGCCAGCUCGCCACCAUGCGCCUCGCGACGUUCGCCACGUGCGCGCUAAACCAGUGGGCGAUGGAUUUCGAGGGAAACACAAAUCGAAUCAUCGCGUCUAUUCGCGAGGCGAAGGCUCGAGGCGCGUCGUACCGAAUCGGCCCCGAGUUGGAGAUCACGGGCUACGGAUGCGAGGACCACUUCCUCGAGCACGACACGUGCCAGCACGCCUGGGAGUGCUUGGCUGCAAUCAUCACCAGCGGCGCUACAGACGGCAUCCUGUGCGACAUCGGCCUACCAGUGGAGCACCGGGGCGUGCGCUACAACUGCCGCGCGUUCGUCCACGGCCGUCGGAUCGUGCUGCUGCGGCCCAAGAUGGACCUGGCGAACGACGGCAACUACCGCGAGACGCGCUGGUUCGCCACGUGGAAGCGUCCGGGGCAGUGGAGAGCGCACGGUUACCACCGGUGGUUACGGCAGCGUGUGAGGGGCAGAGAGAGGCGCCUAUUGGUGAUGGCGUGCUGGAUCUACUGGACAGCACGCUGGCCAGUGAGACAUGCGAGGAGCUCUUCACCCCCCUCGCCCCUCACAUCCGUCUCGCACUGGCCGGGGCCGAGGUGGUGGGCAACGGCAGCGGCAGCCACCACGAGCUGAGGAAGCUGGGCACACGCGUGAGCCUCAUCCAGUCCGCAACAAGCAAAGCGGGGGGGGUGUAUCUGUACGCCAACCAGAAGGGGUGCGACGGUGGACGGCUGUACUACGACGGCUGUGCGAUGGUGGUGGUCAACGGGCAGGUCGUGGCGCAGGGAGCCCAGUUCUCAGUGGUUGACGUGGAGGUGGUAAUCGCCACAGUUGACCUUGACCAGGUGGCGAGCUACCGGGGGGCCAUCAGCAGCUUGAGGGAGCAGGCGUCAGCAUCCGCCCCUGCGCCAUCCUCCUCCUUCCCCUCCUCCUCCUCCUCCUCCUCCUCCUCCCUGUCCGUCUCCCCCCCCAUCGUCCGCAUUCCUUCCGACAUCCCCAUCUGCCAUCCACCGUCCACUAGCCUCACCCUCGCCACCUCCCGCCCAAUUCAGAUCCACUACCACUGCCCAGAGGAGGAGAUAGCACUGGGCCCGGCGUGCUGGCUGUGGGACUAUCUCAGGCGCAGCGGUGCCAGCGGCUUCCUGCUGCCGCUGUCAGGAGGCGCGGACAGCUCGUCCGUGGCCGCCAUAGUGGGCUCCAUGUGCCAGCUGGUGGCAAAGGCCAUAGCGGGGGGCAACGAGCAGGUGCAGCGGGACGCAGAGCGAAUCACGGGCUUACAGCUGGCAGCAGGGGCGGCAGAGGAGGAGCAGAAGCGGCAUGCUGCCCUGCUGGCAGAUCGCAUCCUGCACACUAUCUACAUGGGCACGGAGAACAGCUCUCAGGCCACCAAGUCACGGGCCAGGCAGCUCGCCUCAGAGAUAGGCGCAUGGCACGUGGACAUGUGCAUCGACACUGCCGUUGCUGCUGUCGUGGCGCUCUUCGUGGCUGUCACCGGGCUGCGACCCCGCUACAAGCUGGACGGCGGCACAUCUGCCGAGAACCUCGCCCUGCAGAACAUUCAAGCGCGCCUGCGCAUGGUGCUGGCUUUCCUCUUUGCGCAGCUGCUGCCAUGGGUGCGCGGGCACAGGGGGAGGGGAGUAGGAGGGCCGGUCGAGAAGGAGAAAGAGGGGAAAGUAGGGAGCAGGGACGAUCAGGUUCAAAGGGCAGCCGAAGGGGCGGAGGCAGAAGGGGGGGAAGGGGGGGAGAGGAUAUUAGAGGGAGGGGAGGCGAUACCAGAGGGAGGGGAGGCGAUACCAGAGGGAGGGGAGGCGAUAGCAGAGGGAGGGGUGUUGAAGAGGGGCAAGGGAAGGGGAGGGGGGUCGGAGAGGAGGGGGGGGGGAGGGGGGUUCCUGCUCGUGCUGGGCAGUGCUAAUGUGGACGAGGCUCUCAGAGGCUACCUAACGAAGUACGACUGCAGCAGCGCCGACAUCAACCCCAUCGGCGGCAUCAGCAAGACGGACCUCCGCCGCUUCCUGCGCUGGGCGGCAGUGCACCUUGGCUUCCCCUCGUUGGCCGACGUGGAGGCAGCGCCACCCACCGCUGAGCUGGAGCCAAUCAGAGAGGACUACGUGCAGCUGGACGAGGUUGACAUGGGCAUGACGUACGAGGAGCUCUCUCUCUACGGCCGCCUGCGCAAGGUCGUGCGCUGCGGGCCCGUUGCCAUGUUCCAGCAUCUGUGCCACGAGUGGCGCGAGCGACUAACAGUGGCACAGGUUGCGGAGAAGGUUAAGGCAUUCUUCCGCUUCUACUCGAUGAAUCGCCACAAGAUGACCACGCUCACGCCCGCCUACCAUGCUGAGAACUACUCUCCGGAGGACAACCGCUUUGACUUGCGGCAGUUCCUGUACAACGUGCGAUGGCCGUGGCAGUUCCAGCGGAUAGACGCGCUGGUGGAGGAGCACGAGGCGGCAGCAGCAGCAGCCGAGGGAGCAAGAGAAGCAGGUGGCGCUUGAGUCGACUCAAAGGUGGCCAUGGCGGUUCAAGCGAAUCGAGCGCCUGUGGAGGAGCACGAGGUAGCUUUCUGUAGCAGCAGUUGAGGGCACUAACGCAGCAGGAGGUGAGGGAGGUAAAGAGCAGGGAAGGGGGGGGAGGGAAGAGGAGGGGAGUACUGCUAAUGCUGAUGUGGCAAGAAGCUGAAGAAGUUAUAGCACAGCAGUGCACUGGAUUGCUUUCGGAAUGUCCCACUAGUGCGGCGGCGGCCCAUGUUCAGUGAUCUCAUCAACUGAUUAUCAGUGCGGGACAUGCAUAACUGUCCUGAAGGACGGCACCUAUGGUGCUGUAACCUGUGGCUGAGAUUCGGUAGACCAUAAAGCAGCUAUGGUCUGCUGUUUCUUCGCAGUUGCUGCAUGGUCCUUGGGAGGACGUGGCCAUAAUGCUUCGAGUCGGAGGGUGGAAGGAGUGCACGCAAGGCAAUGCACUAAUCCAGUACCAUGUUGGAACAACGCCACGAGGUGAUGGCACCUUGCCGGAGGGAAUUGAAUGGGAAUUGGGAUGCCAGC
This is a messenger RNA of Closterium sp. NIES-67, 3162 nucleotides long. NCBI's taxonomy places the organism in Eukaryota, Viridiplantae, Streptophyta, Zygnematophyceae, Desmidiales, Closteriaceae. The record is from the annotation of a GenBank genome assembly.